AUGGGAAGUGGCUAUCAUUCGACCGGAGCUGUCCCCAUGCUGGCAUCGAUUUACUCGGGGGGGAUAUCGAGGACCUAUCCGAGCUCGAUGCUGGGGUCGUGGUGGCCUGCCCAGCUCACACCUACCUGUUUGACCCCGUUGUGGGCACGUGUCUUUGGGAUGCCUCGCGGGGUCUCCCAGAGACUCCCCCACUGCAGACUUACGAGGCCCGGAUCUGAGAUUUAG
Molecule: messenger RNA, 225 nt
Organism: Symbiodinium pilosum
Lineage: Eukaryota; Dinophyceae; Suessiales; Symbiodiniaceae
Source: the annotation of a GenBank genome assembly